Messenger RNA from Paramuricea clavata, 852 nucleotides. The record is from the annotation of a GenBank genome assembly. NCBI's taxonomy places the organism in Eukaryota, Metazoa, Cnidaria, Anthozoa, Malacalcyonacea, Plexauridae.
AUGGAGAACGAUGUUUACAAUGUCACUCCAUCUAAAACUCAGGUAGAGUUGUACGAUAUUACUGUUAGUGUGGAAGAAGUCGUAAACAAUUUAUGCAAUUUAGAUGUAACCAAGGCACAUGGUCCUGAUGGAAUUCACCCUCGCCUAUUAAAGGAAUGUAGUGAACACAUUGGACCUAGUUUGUGUGCGUUAUUCAAUCAUUCUAUGAACUGCGGCAGAGUACCCAUAGAAUGGAAGGCUGCGAACAUCACACCUGUUCAUAAGAAGGAGUCAAAAGAAGUAGCUGAGAACUUUCGUCCUAUCUCGCUGUUGUCGAUUGUUAGCAAGAUUCUCAAACGCUCUGUAUGCAGCAAUCUGUACAACCAUAUAUCCCAUCUUAUUGCUGAUGAACAACAUGGCUUCAUCAGAAACCGAUCGUGUGUGACACAACUUCUUUCUGUUUUCCACGCUAUCGGCAAGAGCUUGGACAAGAACAUCCAAACAGAUAUUCUAUAUUUAGACUUUGCCAAAGCAUUCGACUCUGUUGACCAUGACAUUCUCCUUGCCAAACUAAAAACAUAUGGGGAAAAUGGAAACUUGUUAAAUUGGUUCACCGACUACCUCCACGGCCAUGUUCAGAGAGUCGUUGUAGAUGGUGCAGCAUCUGAUUGGGUGACUGUAACGUCUGGUGUUCCUCAAGGAAGUUUACUUGGUCUUAUACUUUUCGUUAUCUUUAUCAACAAUGUCGCUAAUGUUAUAUCUGAUGCGUCACAGACAGCACUGUAUGCUGAUGAUUUGAAAUUUUACAAGAGCAUAUCCUGUCUCGGUAGCUGUGAAAGCUUGCAACAAUCCCUGAAUCAUCUGAGUAUGUGA